AUGCCACCACCUCAAGUCGUUUCAAAGGUGAGAACGCAGGGAAUGGUGCCUGAACAAUCACCAACAACAAGGGAAACAUGGAAAGGUGGUUAUGUCCUCCCGGGGCUCAGGAAAAAACUAAAAUCUCCUUAUCUAUCCGUUUUCUCCGUCGUUGAUUCCCUUUUUAAUUGGGGCUCUGACGUGAUAUGGUUCCAUCCAACGGUCCACAAAGUUGAUGUUAUCGUGGAUAAUCGCAAAUACAGCGGGACAAUGGUCACCGCUAGACAGUUUGCUUUCCAUUCAACUUUGAAUGGCGACAGAGCAUGUUUCAUUCGUGGCCAGGGCUGUGCGCGAACCACUUUAUAUAAUGGAGCGGACCGGUGUUGA
Molecule: messenger RNA, 366 nt
Organism: Pochonia chlamydosporia 170
Lineage: Eukaryota; Fungi; Ascomycota; Sordariomycetes; Hypocreales; Clavicipitaceae
Exons: 1
Coding region: 1-366 (121 amino acids)
Source: RefSeq, a predicted model, not a curated record